This is a messenger RNA of Plutella xylostella (diamondback moth), 1424 nucleotides long. RefSeq lists its product as uncharacterized. Lineage: Eukaryota; Metazoa; Arthropoda; Insecta; Lepidoptera; Plutellidae. The record is from RefSeq and is a predicted model, not a curated record. Gene Ontology annotation, molecular function: beta-ureidopropionase activity.
GAGACCGAUAUCGCUAUUGUUUAUUUUUUGAUCGGUGAUAAGAAAUUGAUAACACUUUUGUACAUAAGACCGCUACAAAUAAACUCGCGCACAAUGUCUGCCACACCCCAACUCCACAGUCUUGACUCCCUUAUUGCUAAUGCAUUGUCAGGAAAAGAUCUGGAAGAAUUUAAUAGGAUACACUACGGCCGAACCGAUCACCACGUAAUCAAAGUGAAGAAAAACAGCCAAGAUGUUGCGUCGAACAACGAUUUUGAAAUAUCUGCUUAUGCUUUCCCAGCUAAAAAGGAAGAUACCAGAGCUCCUCGAGUAGUAAAAGUCGGGGUGAUCCAGCAUUCUAACGCAGCUGCGACUGAUAAACCCAUCACUGAGCAGCGGCAGGCCAUGUUUAAUAAGCUGGAGAAGAUAAUUAACACUGCUGGAGAUGAAGGUGUCAAUGUCCUGUGUCUGCAGGAGGCUUGGAGCAUGCCCUUCGCGUUCUGCACCAGGGAGAAACAUCCCUGGUGUGAGUUCGCGGAGUCGGCCACCGAUGGCCCAAGUACCCAGUUCCUUAGGGAAUUUGCAGUCAAAUACAACAUGGUGAUUGUGUCUCCCAUUCUUGAGAGAGAUGAGGCUCACGGUGACACCAUCUGGAACACCGCAGUUGUUAUCAAUGAGCAAGGAAAAGUCAUUGGGAAACAUAGGAAGAACCACAUUCCAAGGGUUGGUGAUUUUAAUGAGUCUACAUACUAUUUUGAGGGUAACACUGGUCACCCUGUGUUUGAUACCAAGUAUGGAAAGAUUGCCAUAAAUAUUUGCUAUGGCCGCCACCAUCCCCAGAAUUGGCUCAUGUUUGGGGUGAAUGGAGCUGAAGUGGUGUUCAACCCAUCGGCCACUGUGGCAGGUCUCAGUGAACACUUGUGGGCUGUAGAAGCUAGGAAUGCAGCUAUUGCCAACAGUUAUUUUACUUUUGGAAUCAACAGAGUGGGAACUGAGUCUUUUCCAAAUGAGUUCACUUCUGGUGAUGGCAAGCCAGCCCAUAAAGACUUUGGGCACUUCUAUGGAUCCAGCUAUGUGACAGCUCCAGAUGGAGCAAGAAGCCCUAGCUUGUCUAGAACCAAGGAUGGCUUGUUAAUAGCUGAAAUUGAUCUGAAUCUUUGUCGCCAAAUCAAGGACAAGUGGGGAUUCACUAUGACCCAGCGUCUUGAUAUGUAUGCUGAUAGCCUUAACAAGGCUACCAAACAUGAAUAUAAACCUCAAAUUAUUUCUUAAAUAUGCCACUGAAACACAGAAAUUUUAUUUUUUUUACAAUGACUAAGCAUGAAUUUAGUUUUAAGAGAUAUUUUAUUAAUUUUAUUGUUGAAUUUAUAUUUUUUAUCAAAAUUUAUUGCAUGUUAUUAAUAUUAUUUUACUACCAGAAAAUAUAAAAGCUAUGUUAUACCUUA